GCCACUGGACACCAUCCUCAGGCGCUCGCAUAUCUGUAAUCAACAGCAUGUCUUCUCUUCCAUCUGAGGCACUCUCAACGAGCAAAGCACUGCAAGAAAUCAUAACUCAUCGUGUCGUAGACUUGAACCCCAGUCAGUAUCGUAGACAAAUCGAGCACUUCGAAUAUUACUGGGGUCUACAGAGAUGUACUCUGGAUCUCAGCUCGCCAAUGAACCACGUGCAACUUCGCAAGGACAUGGUAGAAGGCCUGAAACAUCGCGACUGGGUGCUCAUGCCCACAAAAGAAACUUUGGAUAUCAUGUAUGAGCUCGCGAAGUUCAACGAGACCGCCGACCUUGGGUCGCGUAAGAAUUGCUUUGAGGAGCUACCGGAAAAGGAGUACGAAUACGACUUCGUUCCGCUGAAACUUCUGAAGAGCCGUCGCUCUCUCUACGUCGACCUCGGUACAAAACGCAAGGCGAUUCGCGCUGCAUAUCGCACUAUGCCUCGAAUCAGAUGUCGCGCGCAUCCCUUCUUUGUAGCAUGGAUGGCCUCUGACCAGCUCGACCACUGCGCAUGUUUAGUCAUGCCCGAGAAGAAGGGCAGGGCGCUGAUGACCUCCGUCGGCCGCAUUGUCGGAUGCUGGGUGAAGACCCCACCGGAGGAGUUCCUCAUCGGGCCAGACGUCUGGAAGCCCCAUCGGCACCCUUUGAGCGACGAUGGGGAAGAGGCGCGCGCUGCGCUGAGCGGUUCGCCCAAGACCAACGUCGCGCCCCGUCGGCAGACGCGCAGGGGGACUCGAGCGCCGUGUAGCCAGUCGAAGACCAGCACGCGAGCCAAACCCUACGAGCUACGCGAUCGACAACCGGUACGGUCAAGAGGAUCCGCUCUUCCUCGCCCUGGCCGUACAUCCGGCGACGACUCUGGCGAUUUCGACGCGGCUUAUAUAUCUGCUUGGAUGGCCAAUGUCCCGGAUCAAUCAUCUCUAGUUUCUCCCUCCCGCCCAUCGACUCCGCGCAGUGAAGACUCGGACCACGACGACGAGCCGGACCACCUGAGCCCGGACGACGCGUUAGCACGUUAUCGCGAGGAGACUGCCCGCGAUUCCUCAGACGCGUUAGAUCCUGGAAUCAACGUUGCUCGCCCUAGCGGGCUGAAGCUCGGUCAGGGUGGCGACUGGUCGCGUUUCGCGAGCAACAAUUGGGCGGCAUAUAUCUAUGGAGAAAGCUUACUGGGGAAGAACUCGUUCGACAAGGCCAAGAAGUAACCCGCCGCGCUCGCGAUCGCUCUGCAUACGCACUCGCCACGUUGGUCAUCGUAGAGCGCUUUUGCGCUCCAAAGCCGCGUAACUGUCAAAACCAGAGCGCUCGAAUGGUUUCGACGAAUCUUCAGCCCCUACGAAGAUGAACGUCGAAUCCCCGAGUCUACGCUCAUCACGGUUCUGCACUGCACGCCGACUGGGUAUCUUGGCAUACAUAUCGCUCCCAUGUCCUCCAUUGACUUGUCGAGCUGCAAAUAGUAUCGCUGCACCCUGUCAUCUGUAUCAUGUACGCGCACAAUCAAAAGGCUGUCCUCUGGCAAAUCGUAUACGCUGCCUGCCGUUCCCUCGGAAGCUGGAUCUGGAUCAAGGAAUAUGCAAGACUCUCCCAUCGUCGACUAUAGAGUGGUGGAUUCGGACGAGGGCCCAUAUCGUCGCCAG
Molecule: messenger RNA, 1679 nt
Organism: Schizophyllum commune H4-8
Lineage: Eukaryota; Fungi; Basidiomycota; Agaricomycetes; Agaricales; Schizophyllaceae
Exons: 4
Coding region: 48-1247 (399 amino acids)
Source: RefSeq, a predicted model, not a curated record